Pyricularia pennisetigena is the source of this 636-nucleotide messenger RNA. RefSeq lists its product as uncharacterized. NCBI's taxonomy places the organism in Eukaryota, Fungi, Ascomycota, Sordariomycetes, Magnaporthales, Pyriculariaceae. The transcript has 4 exons. Gene Ontology annotation, molecular function: S-adenosylmethionine-dependent methyltransferase activity. The record is from RefSeq and is a predicted model, not a curated record. The coding region runs from base 1 to 636 and encodes 211 amino acids. Gene Ontology annotation, biological process: phosphatidylcholine biosynthetic process.
AUGGCGCCUCCUCCUACUCCCCUUGGCCAGCUGGUCGAUUUCAGGAAAGAGACUUUUAUUGUCGCGGCCUGCUCGAUCGCAUUUAAUCCUCUUUUCUGGAACGUUGUCGCAAGACAGGAAUACCACAACAAGGUUUUGACGCGCCUCUUCGGAGGCCGCAGCCAGACCGCAUGCUACUUCCUUGCUGUCAUCAUCUUCUCCCUCGGCAUCUUCCGCGACUUCUUGUACGAGCGCGCGCUGCGCGACCAGCCCUCGCAUCCGCUCCUCGACAAUGAAAUAGCAACAUACAUUGGAUACGGCCUGGUCGGGUGCGGCAACGUCCUCGUCCUAUCCUCGAUGUGGCAGCUGGGCAUCACGGGCACGUACCUGGGCGACUACUUUGGCAUCCUGAUGGAUCACAUGGUCACGGGCUUCCCGUUCAGCAUCACCGACGCGCCCAUGUACUACGGAAGCACCAUGAGCUUCCUCGGAGCCGCUCUGAUAUACGGAAAGCCGGCGGGCGUGUGGCUUACGGCUUGGGUGCUGAUAGUGUACAAGGCUGCACUUUCGUACGAGAACCCUUUUACGUCAGAGAUCUAUGCCAAGAGGGAGCGGGAGCGGGCUGCUGAGAAGACUGAGUUGAAGAAGACUCGUUAA